Molecule: messenger RNA, 4227 nt
Organism: Anopheles nili
Lineage: Eukaryota; Metazoa; Arthropoda; Insecta; Diptera; Culicidae
Exons: 12
Source: RefSeq, a predicted model, not a curated record
CUCCCUUUCACGUUGCGUGCGCUUCCUUUUUUGGUUCACAAGCUGGAUUUUACUGCCCACUUGAUACUUCGUUUACGUAAACACAUCCACGCAGUAUGGACGAAGAAGCUCUGAUAGCCCGGGCGAAGGAGGAACGAGAGAAAAUUUUCCAGCGCUACGAUAAAGGCCGGGAACCGGGGGCCGAGAUCGAUCCGUGGGAGGACCCACAAUUUGAAGUGUUCCAUCAUACGGAUAGGUAUGGAUUUAUCCAUGACAAACGCCUACCGCGAAAGCGAGAACCACAAGAGGCCAAAGCGACGGAGAUUGAAAUGGAGCGCGUCAAAAAAUGGCUCAAACUGCUCGGUCUGUCGUCACAGCCAUCGAAGCGAUCCUGGAACGACAAGGCAGUACAGGCCAAGGUACGCAAACGAGUAUUUAAGGGCAUUCCUGAGAAGGUACGCGGUAAAGUUUGGUGUAAGCUUUUAAACCUCGAAGAGGUGAUGAAGGGCGAACAGGGCAAGUACAAGAAAAUGCUGGAGUUGGCGCGCAACUGGAGCACGGAAGCCCGUCAGAUCGAUAAGGACGUCAAUAGGCAGUUUCGCGAUCACAUUUUCUACCGCGAGCGAUACAGUGACAUGCAGAGAAGCCUGUUCAAUGUGCUGGUGGCAUACAGCAUGUACAAUUCUGAGGUUGGCUAUUGUCAGGGUAUGUCCGGAUUGGCGGGAGUGCUGCUGAUGUACAUGAAGGAAGAGGAAGCUUUCUGGGCUCUAAGUAUCCUGCUAGCAGACUCCAAGUUUGCCAUGCAUGGCUUGUUCAUCGAAGGCUUCCCGAAACUGACUCGUUUCCUAGCACAUCACGAUAAAAUCAUAACCAAAUUCAUACCAAAGCUUAAAAAACAUUUCGAUCAGUGCAAUCUCGACUCGAUCCUGUACUCGUUGAAGUGGUUCUUUGUUAUGUUUAUCGAAAGGAUACCGUUUAGCUUGUGCUUGCGUGUGUGGGACAUUUAUCUGCUUGAUGGGGAAAAAGUGGUCACUGCAAUGGCCUACAACAUACUGCGUAUGCACAAGAGAGUAAUACUCAAGCUGCGUGAUAUGGACCAAAUUGUGCAAUAUAUACAGACAAGCCUCUGCGAGGACUUUGGCAACGAUGAUGAUACGGUUAUUAAAAAUCUCGAGCAAUGCAUGGAAGAACUUCGCAAGGCAGGUCUAGAACUGCCCCCACCUCCAAGCGAAAUUGAGCUGCCAAAAAAAGAGUUUGGUGUCUUCGUGGAACCGACUGCAGCUGCGCAGAUUGGCCGGCGAAAACAGGAAUUUACAGAAACAGAAAAGGAGGUGACAGAAACGGUGAAGCUAAAACGUGAAAUAACGGAACAGGAAAUCGCCAAUCUCAAUCGGAUUGCUACUGCUUCAGGCGGAUCGAAUCAACAACUAAACACGGUACACAUUCCCGAAUCGGAAGAUGGCGGGUCGUUGCUAGGAAGCUCUCGAAAAUCGUUAGCCGAUACAUCCGUUACAUCAACGGCCGAUUUGAGCGUGCUCUCCGGUGGUCAAAGCCAGCGAUCGCAUCAAGCGUUUGAUUUCUGCGUCGAGGAUCAAAAUGUUAUCCCCAGUGAGGACGAAGGCGACGGCGAAAGUAGUCCUGUGUAAACGUCGUUCUGUUCCUGAUCAAAGCGAAAACAGUCGACGAUGCUACCGGCGACGUAUGGCACCGGUAAUGGUGCCUCGCACGCCACCACCUCCACCGCCUCCACGACGUGGGCGGGCAGGCUUAGAAGCGCAACAUCCGCCAUCGGCUCAACGAGUGUGGUAGAGCGCAGUCCGUCCGUCUUGCAGCUGAUGACUCCGCGGGCCAUGUCCCCGCACGACGUGGUGCGGAUCUACGUUCCACCGGCACCACCGGACGAGUUGCAACAUUCGGCCAUCGGUUCCGUCACCUACGGGGUGCCAAAUAACCAUGAUCGGCUAACGCACCGCUCCGAUUCCAGCAAGAACAUUACCAAACAUAGGGUAGAUCACCUUUCGCGUUCCUCGUACAACGACGAAGACGAUUUGGAUGAAUCUCGAACACGACGCAACAGCGAAGUCGACCUCUAUCUCCAGCAAAUCGUUAGUCCUGCUGGAAACGGUGGCAGCGCACCUACAGAUCCCAGCGCAAUGCUAUCGUAUGCCAGUGAAAAAUUUUCCGACUGCCCAAGCGGAGACUUCCAAAGCACGGGCCAGCUGCCAACAGCGCCGGGCCCAUCGACUCCGAUGUCCCCGCCUGGAACACAGCAUUACGCCUCGAACGGACGCUCAACCUCGUCCUCCCGUCGGGGUAGCAUGUCCCGCAAAUCGCCAGCUCCCACGCUGGACAGCGAGUUCAUUAUUGAGUGCAGCCACGUGAAGAACCGCAAGUAUGUGCCGCCAGAACACCACAGCAGCCACAACAGUUUGGUGUUAAGCGUAGGCGGCGGUUUGCCUCCAGCAUCGUACGGCAGCCGCAACGGUUCCGAAUCUAACAUUCACCGUAUGACAUCGUUCGAGGAACUGGCCAAGGCUAAACUACUCCAGCACCAGCUGUCGGGCAGUGGAAGCGGAUGUGGAACGAUCGCGAGUGGCAGCACCAGUAGUUUACGAAAGCAGACAACCGAAGAGCUCUACGCCAUACGACAAACGACGGUGGUGGCCUCGAAAUCGACUGCGUACUCCAACCGGAUGACGAGAAGCGAGAUCUAUGAGGCGAACGAGCGUAGAGAAGAAUCAUCUCACUACGACAAUCCGCGCCGGGUUCAAGAAAAUGCGCCAUCGAAACAGCGUGAGCAAGCCCCGGAUCACAAGGACACACGUGGCCACAAAAGCGACUACAAUAUUCAGUACCGGAACCUAUCACCGCAGGGAGCGAGAGAAGGCGAACCUACGUCGCCUUUGAGCGAUGGUAUCGGCGAGUGGAGCAGUGGAGCCGAUUAUCGGGCAUUUAAAUCCUCGCGGCAGAAUAGUGGCAACGACAGUUCCCCGUUCGAUUGCGAUCUCCUGGCGGGUGGUCAAGGCGGCGGUCCGGGUGUUCCUUCGAAACGCUACAACCGAUUCUUCAACAACGACGAAGUGGAUCAAGAGGACGAAGAAGAGGAGGACCUGGCGGAAGUUAACGGCGCUACGCCAUCCUACCGUCAUCGGCGUACCAACGAGGAGGACAAUCUGUUGGUCAAAUCGUCGGAUGAUUCAUCGACCAGUCCUCCACCGGCACACACCACCAGCCGUCCCUCACAACUGCCACAGUACCAGCGGCACGGGUCCGCUUACGGAACGGGUAGUCAACAACGACAACGGCCACGCCAGCGGCAACCUCCAGCUCACGGUGACCACUUGAGCGGGAUCACAACAUCGCCGUCGAACGAAACGGUACCACUGCUGGAAUUAUCGCCAACGGCCACCAACAUAGUGGGCAGGCUGAUGCAUUCGUCAUCGACCUCUGCGGUGCCGGCAAAUCCACUCGGUAGAGGCACUUCCAGCUCUCCUACGUCCUCGAUUCCGGUUAGCAACGUUAAGCGGAAGUUUUCCACCGAAUCAUCGCAUUCGAUCACCCCGAGUGGCACGGGUCGUCGAGGAUCGAACGCUUCUGCCAGCAUGACCUCACCUACGGGACUCUCGCGGAUUCCGGUUGGCAUGAAAUCGCCCACAUCGCCUACUGGCUCGCUGCAGAGCUCCUUCCGGUCCGAUGUGCGCUCGCAAAAGACUUCUAAGUUGCCGACCUCGAGACAGCUGGAGGAUGCGCGCAUUCCCGGCAGCGAUCGGUUGCCCCAGUACCAAUACGGUGCGGUAGCUUCGGCAGGUCCCGCCUCGUUGACGUUCUCGUCGAUGCCAUUUGAAACAGCCGGCAACCGGAUUGGUUCGUCUCGGUCGGCGCAUCAGAUUCAAUCGGACUCGAACAAAAUCCGCAUUCAGAUAAAUCCAUCGCAGUCGUAUACCAGCAGCAGUAGCACUGGAGGUUGAGCCUGGUUUGGAAGCAACAAGGAAUGCAGAUCGAUAAGUCCUUAAGGUGGAAGUGAUGCUUGGUGACGAUUUCACGAACCGCUUCUCGAUGGCUCGAAAAACGAGCCUCGAGGAAUUCUAGGGUUAUAAGAGCGCCCGAAAUAAGGUCACCAAUUGUUGUUCACUUUUGUUCGUGCAUUUAUCUCUAGUUCUCGAAUUACCUCAUUUUAAAGUGUUCUUUUUUCAUUCCACUUAACGCUUGGUAAAUGUAGCUGAUACAUUCCAUUUCUAUCCUAUGCUG